This is a messenger RNA of Carica papaya (papaya), 2858 nucleotides long. Lineage: Eukaryota; Viridiplantae; Streptophyta; Magnoliopsida; Brassicales; Caricaceae. The record is from RefSeq and is a predicted model, not a curated record.
UUCCGGUUACGGCAAUCAUCGGCCUCGUGUUGAAUUUGCAGUGCGAUUUACAGUAAUGUAACUUUGCAGUGAGAAGUAGAAAAAUUCAAAAGGAUCCGGCAGUAGUCCUGCCGCUCAGCCCUCUGUUUCUGGUAAGCGAAUACGUCCUUACGCCCGUAUUUUAUCCGUUUGGCUGUUGUUCUAAAUGCUGUAUUUAAUAUAUGUAUGUAUAUGUCAUAUAAGCUCUUUCAACGGCGGGCUGGGCUGUUCUGCGUUGAAAGCUGCUUGCUGAUGUUGUUUCCAAAGACCUUAGUUUCUUGUUCUACAUACUAACUUGCUAAGUUGGAUAUUUUGUGUCAUCUUUUAUUUGCUUGUGUUAUUAUUGCUGAUUGUUCGAGUUUGUUGGACAAUUCUUGAUUGGCGGAACUUCUUAGGAACUUACAGAUUUAAAAAAUGUCCCCAAGAAUUAUGUCAGCUAGAUUUCAUGUUCAUUAUUUUAGUUCCGUUCUAGGCAUUGUUUGAUUUCUUAUUUAAUUCAUAGAAUGUCUAAGAAAUUUUCUCCCCGGAGAACUGUUUAACUCCAUAUUUUUAUUAGCGGGCCACCUAGAUAAUAUCAGCCCAUCAACAUCUACGUGACUGUGGUUCUGUAAAGACUUUGUGUAAGAACGGUUCUAUUUGGAGGUUAAGCAAUUUUGAUUAAAAAAAUAAAAACUCUUGGCUGUUCUUGUUGUUUGUUUGUUUGCUUGUUUGUCUUUUAUUUAUUGAUCACUAACCAAAUUGGUCAUUUAAUUUUAGUAUAUCAGUUUAUAAACUCAACAAAAUUAGAUAAAACGAGACUGUAAGUAAGCUUGUUCAAAUGGCCAAUGUUAUGUGCUUUAUGGAGGGGUUCAACUCCGGUGCAGUUGAAGACAAGUUUAGUUCUUCCAGUCAGGGUUUUGAGAGUCUGGAAUAUGGAACAGAAGCCUGCAAAAGGUCUCGAGAUAUUUAUUCGCUCGGUUCUGAUUAUGGAUUCCAUCCAGAUGAGUCAUCACUGGACAAUGGAUUUAUAGUCACAAAGUAUGAUCAAGAACAGCAGCAACAACUGUCAUGUUCAGAUUUUAGACUACUCGAUGGUGUAAGUUUUAACGUUGCUUCUCCACCAAUCCAAGCAUAUUUUGAGGAGAUGGUAAAGCUUGCUGGUGGAAUCCAAGAUGUGAUUGAACCCAAGAAGGAGAAGCAUGUUCAAUUUUCUUUCCCCGCACUUGAGCUCCUAAACAACUACAGAAGUGGGUUCAAGCGGCUGAAUGGGGAAGGACGAAUUAUUGAGCCAAGAAAUGAUACGGCAAAUACAGAGGGAGCAACCAAAAAGUUUUCGACUGAAGAAAUCUUUAGGUUUGCAGGAGAGAUUUUCAUCCAGUCUUCUUCCCAAAUAGUUGAUGGUCUUUCCAUGGUCAGCCAUCCUUUUAAUCUAUCUUUUUCUGGUCUUUCCAAUGAGGAAAUCAAAGAUGUGGAGCUAGCUGGUUUUCUUUUGGCUUCUGCAGAGAAAGUAGGCUGUCAAGAAUAUGACCGUGCGAAGAGAUUCCUGAAUCAGUGUGAUAGCUUGUCUUCUGAUACUGGAACUCCAGUCCAACGUAUAGUUUACUACUUUUCUGAAGCCCUUAAGGAAAAGAUUGAUCGAGAGACUGGUAGAUUCAAGUCAAAGGGAUUAGAGAGAGUGCAGAAAGUCGAUAUUGAUGAGGCAAUCAUGAGCCCAAAUCCUGCUACCCUGGCAUGUCAUCAAACAAUGCCUUUUGCACAGAUAACCCAAUUUGCAGGGAUCCAAGCCAUUAUAGACAAUAUGGCUGAGGCAAGCAGAGUUCAUAUAAUUGAUCUUGGAAUUAUGAGUGGGAUCCAAUGGGCAAUCCUGAUGCAAGCUCUUGCAUCACGUCAAGAGGGUCCUAUUGAGCUUCUUAAGAUAACUGCUAUUGGAACUACUUCAAAACAUUUGAUAGAGGAUACAGGUCGGCGGUUACGGAGUUUUGCUGAGAGCAUGAACUUACCCUUUUCUUUCAAGAUAGUUAUGGUCUCAGACAUUCUUGAUCUCAAAGAAAAUCUCUUUGAGACAGAUGCUACGGAGAUGGUUGCUGUCUUUUCUCAGUUCUUGCUAAGGAGCAUGAUUGUAGUUCCAGACCGGUUAGAAGCCUUAAUGAGGAUCAUCAGGAAGAUUAGUCCGUAUAUAAUGGUUGUUAUUGAGGUAGAGGCAAAUCUCAACUCACCAUUUUUUGUGAGCCGUUUCAUUGAAGCUCUUUUCUUUUACAGUGCAUAUUUUGAUUGUCUGGAAGCUUGCAUGAAAAGAGAUAAUGUCAAUAGGGUGGUUACUGAAUCUAGAUACUUUGGCGAGGGAAUCAGAAAUAUAUUGGCAGCUGAAGGAAAUGAAAGGAAGAUCCGAAAUGUGAAUAUUGAUGUUUGGAGGGCUUUCUUUGCUCGUUUUGGAAUGUUAGAGGCUGAUCUGAGCAUGUCAUCCCACUACCAAGCAAAACUUUUGACUGAAAAGUUCAAUUGUGGGAGUUCUUGUACUCUUGACAUGAAUGGAAAGUGCCUUAUUGUUGGGUGGAAGGGUACUCCACUUCUUUCUGUUUCUGCUUGGAAGUUCUAUUAAGAAGAACUGACCAUGAUAGUGAUGAUCUAAUUCAAGUACAUUGUUCCUUUCAGUCUCUAAUCUGAGGUCCUCAUAGGUAAUAUAAAAUGAAAUUUGUAGUUUGUUUCUUCUUGGUUCGGAACGUGGUUUGAGCAGAUCUAUUUGAUGCUUGAUGUCUUACUAUGAUGUUUUUAAAUAGGCAAGUAUCAUAUGGGAAGGAUCACGUAACAUCACUUUUGUUAACAUUGUGCUCUUAUACAGUCAAGCAAGCGUAUCCAAUUCA